CUUCUCCCAAAGGAGCUGCAGUUACCACCUUCCAGAGAAACAUCUGUAGCAUCCAUGAGCCAAACAAGUGGUGGUGAGGCAGGUUCGCCUCCUCCAGCUGUAGUUGCUGCUGACAUUUUUUAAAAGGCUGAAUGCCUUGUUUGACUUCCCAAGAUAAUAAGAUAUAGAAAUAUAUGCCAUUGCCUUAGCUGGCAAUUCAGGAGGAUUUGCCUCUGAAGCAGGGAGUGUCUGCAUUAAAAAUGACCUGUAGUUCUCUGCUUCAUAGAUGCUUCUUCAGCUCCUUCCUCUUCCUCCAUGGGCGGUGCUUGCAGCUCCUUUACCACCUCUUCCAGUCCUACCAUUUACUCUACCUCAGUCACCGACAGCAAGGCUAUGCAAGUGGAGAGCUGCUCCUCAGCCGUGGGGGUAAGUAACCGAGGGGUAAGUGAAAAGCAGUUAACCAGUAACACGGUCCAGCAGCAGCAGUCAACGCCGAAGAGACACACAGUGCUGUACAUCUCGCCACCACCUGAGGACUUGCUGGACAACAGUCGGAUGUCCUGCCAGGAUGAGGGGUGUGGAUUGGAAUCAGAACAGAGCUGCAGUAUGUGGAUGGAGGAUUCACCCUCCAACUUCAGUAACAUGAGUACCAGUUCCUACAAUGAUAACACUGAGGUGCCACGUAAAUCACGCAAACGAAAUCCAAAGCAGAGGCCAGGGAUCAAACGCCGAGAUUGCGAAGAGUCCAACAUGGAUAUCUUUGAUGCCGACAGUGCCAAAGCGCCUCACUAUGUCCUUUCUCAGCUCAGCACGGACAGCAAAGGCAACUCAAAAGCAGGAAAUGGAGCGUCGGAGAGCCAGAAAGGAGCUGGAGGGAAGAAGACCCCAAUGUUGUGUGGUCAGUAUCCAACCAAAAGUGAGGGGAAGGAGCUGAAGAUAGUGGUGCAGCCGGAAACCCAGCACAGGGCUCGUUAUCUGACUGAAGGCAGCCGAGGCUCAGUGAAAGACCGAACACAACAAGGUUUUCCAACUGUGAAGCUGGAAGGUCACAACGAGCCGGUGGUGCUGCAGGUGUUCGUGGGCAAUGACUCCGGCCGAGUGAAACCGCAUGGCUUCUACCAGGCCUGCCGAGUUACUGGGAGAAACACCACUCCCUGUAAGGAGGUGGAUAUCGAGGGCACCACUGUUAUUGAGGUGGGACUGGACCCUAGCAACAAUAUGACACUGGCGGUUGAUUGCGUGGGAAUACUGAAGCUGAGAAAUGCUGAUGUCGAAGCUAGAAUUGGGAUUGCUGGUUCCAAGAAAAAAAGCACACGUGCCAGGCUGGUAUUUCGUGUUAACAUCACUCGCAAAGAUGGUUCCACAUUGACUCUGCAGACACCUUCUUCCCCAAUUCUGUGCACUCAACCAGCAGGAGUUCCCGAGAUCCUAAAGAAAAGCCUGCACAGCUGUUCGGUGAAGGGUGAAGAGGAAGUUUUUCUAAUUGGCAAGAACUUUCUAAAAGGAACGAAAGUGAUUUUCCAAGAGAAUGUUUCUGAUGAAAAUUCUUGGAAGGCAGAAGCUGAAAUAGACAUGGAAUUGUUUCAUCAGAAUCACCUUAUUGUGAAAGUGCCGCCGUAUCACGACCAGCGAAUAACCUCAGCUGUUUCUGUGGGAAUUUACGUGGUGACCAACGCUGGGCGAUCGCACGACGUGCAGCAGUUUACCUACACUCCAGAUACAUCAGCUGGUACUCUGAAUGUUAAUGUGAAGAAGGAAAUCUCCAGCCCAGCCCAACAUUGUUCUUUUGAAGAGGCUAUAAAAGCCACCAGUUGUAAUCUGGAGAAGGUAAAUAUUCUUCCUAGUGCCUUGAUAACUCCGCUCAUGCCAAGCAGUAUGAUUAAGAAUGAAGAUGUGUCUCCAAUGGAAGUAAGCGCAGAAAAAAGAUCUCCCCCUGUUUUCAAGGCUUCGAAAGUAGUUGGACCAACUCAGCAAACUUUAGAAAGCAGUAUGCCUGGCAUACCAACUUCUGCUUCCCAUUUACCUUCUGAAAAUGAAAAGCAGCAACAAAUACAGCCUAAGGUUUAUAAUCCAGAGACUCUAACUACUAUCCAAACGCAGGACAUUACCCAGCCUGGUAGCUUUUCAUCUGUCUCUACUCCAGGUCAGCUGCAGAACAGUGACACAUUAUUGCAGCAAGCUGCACAGUUCCAAACAAGAGAUUCCCAAACCAGAGAAGUCUUGCAGUCAGAUGGCACGGUAGUCACUUUGUCACAAUUAGCUGAUGCUUCACAGCAGCAACAAUCUACACUACCAGAACCAGCACAGGCGUUACAGCAACAGAUUUCAUCAAGUAUUUUCUCGUCAGCGAGUGGUGUGAGUCAGUUGCAGAACACUAUACAGCAAUUGCAGGCUGGAAAUUUUCCAACUAACACUGCCACAGGCAGCAGUAGAAAUGUAGACUUGGUGCAGCAGGUACUGGAAGCUCAACAACAGUUAUCUUCUGUUUUAUUUUCUGGGUCUGACAGUAAUGAGGAUGUUCAAGAUCAGCUAAAUGCAGAUAUCUUUCAGCAAGUUAGUCAGAUACAAAAUAGUGUAAAUCCUGGGAUAUUUUCCUCGUCAGAUACAGCUGUCCAUUCCAGACCAGAGAACCUUUUGCCUGGAAGAGGUGAAAAUGUUCAUUCACAGCCCGAAAAUACAUUGUCCAAUCAGCAACAGCAACAACAGCAACAGCAGCAGCAGCAGGCAAUGGAGACUUCUGCAGCAAUGGUGAUAGGAAUCCAGCAAAACAUUUGCCAGGCUGCUACACAGAUGCAGUCCGAUUUGUUCUCUUCAACAACUUCAGGGAAUGGAGCCCUCCAGCAGUCACCUGUUUACCAGCAGGCUUCUCAUCUAAUGAGUGGGUUAUCGACGAGCGAAGACAUGCAAAUGCAGUGCGAAUUAUUCUCUUCGUCUCCUGGUGUUUCUGGGAGUGAGACUAAUUCUACAGCUCAGCAGCAGGUCAACAACAACGGACCUGCUCUAUUUCAGGCAUCAAGUUCUGCAGAUGGAGAGGAAGCUUCAGGACAGAGUAAACAGAUGCAAAGUUCUGUAUUUCAGACCAUGGUUCAAAUGCAGCACAGUGGAGAAAGUCAGUCUCAAGUUAAUCUCUUUUCAUCUACCAAAAACAUGAUGACUGUUCAGCCGAGUGGAGCUCAGCAGCAAGCAGGCGGUCUGUUCCAGCAGGGCGGAGAAAUCAUGUCUAUUCAGCCUGCAAACUUUAUGCAGCAAUCUCCACACUCACAGGCUCAGCUUUUUCACUCUCAGAAUCCUAUUGGUGAUACUCAGAAUAUAUCACAGGAGGCACAAGGCUCCAUUUUUCACAGUCCAAAUUCCAUUGUCCACAACCAGACCAAUACUAAUUCGUCAGAUCAACUGCAGCGUCCAAUGUUCCAUUCACAGAGCACCAUGGGUGUAUUACAGAGCUCUUCAGUUCCUCAAGAUCAGCAGUCUGCCAACAUGUUCCUUUCCCAGACUUCAAUUAGCAACCCAGCAACUCAAGAGGAGCAGAUGUCAUUCUUUACAAACCCAAGUUCCAUUUCUCCUCUUCAGGCAGCAGCAAACACUGAGCAACCAACUUCUUUCCAACAGCAGACACAGAUAUCUCACAUCCAGAGUUCUAUGCUUCCCCAGGAGCAGCCACAGGCUCAGCCUGCUCAGCAAGGUUUGUUUCAGCCUCAAGUACCAUUAGGCUCCAUCCAGUCCAGUUCAAUUCCCCAGAACCAACAAGGAGCUAUCUUCCAGCCUCAGCAUUCAAUAGUUGCUAUUCAGAGCAGUCCUCCGUCUCAAGAACAGCCACAGCAGCAGCAACAGAACAUGAUGUUCAGUAAUCAAAAUGCAAUGAGUACAAUUGCUUCUCAAAAGCAGAACAUGAUUUUUAACCCAAACCAAAACCCUGUUACUAAUCAGGAACAACAGGGCCAGUCCAUUUUUCAUCCACAGACUAACAUGGCGCCAAUAAACCAGGAACAGCAGCCCAUGCAAUUUCAGAGUCAAACUACAGUGUCUUCUCUGCAGAAUCCUGGAUCCAGCCAGGCCGAAGCACAGCAGCCAGCCAUCUUCCAUAACUCACCCCAGAUUCAGCUGGUCCAAGGGUCACCGAGUUCUCAAGAGCAACAGGUCACCCUCUUCAUCUCUUCAGCUUCCAUGUCUGCCUUGCAGAACAGCAUGAGCCAGCAAGAUCUGCAGCAGUCUCCAAUGUACUCUUCUCAAAACAGCAUGGCAGGAAUGCAAGGAACUGCUUCUCCUCCACAGCAGCAAGCUUCUUUAUUUCAUAACACAGCAGGGGGUGCUAUCAACCAGCUGCAGAAUUCUCCUGCUUCAUCUCAGCAGACUUCAGGAAUAUUCCUGUUUGGCAUUCAAAACAACUGUAGCCAGCUGCUGCCUUCUGGCCCGGCUGCACUGCCUGAUGAGUUGAUGGCUAUCAGUCAGCCAGGUCAGCCGCAGAGCGAGGGACAAGCAGCAGUGCCAGCGCUUCUCUCCCAGCAGAUACCUGAGACUUCUCCACUACCUUCAGCUAUGGCACCCAGUCAGAAUAUUGAGAAAAUAGAUGAUCUGCUUGUUUCACUGCAAAACCAGGGGAACAACAUGACUGGCUCAUUUUAGAAAGGCAAAAAUUCUGAGAAGAAAGAGGCGAUGACUUCCUGGAUCCUCUCAGACCUUGUGACUCUGGAUUAGGCAGCGUGGAACUGAUUGCUUCUGUCAAAAAGUGGCCCUCUUUUCUAAGAGCACACGUGGCCAGUUGCAGUGUCUAGCACCUAAGGCUAUGACUGUACUAUUUGAGAUUCAAGAUUCGUAGUGCCAAUAAUGCUGAAAAGCUAUGCUUUGUUCUACGGGGGCGUAGGACUGUGCUGUUACCUGACUCCUACUGCCCGCCGAGAGUGGCAUGCUCUCUGAAUUUAAAGCAUAUCUGGUCAGUUAUUAUUGUUGUUAGAAGGUAAUACAUACUACCGUGUUUACUUUAUUUUUUCCCCUUCUCUUCCUUCUUCACAUCCCCUCUUUUGACUCUUUUGAAAAGCUAGCGAAGCAGAAACAUCAAAUACCCGUGACCUAAAUCGUGACUCGUAGCUGUCAGUAAGUGAAGGGACUGGGUGUUCUACAGUUAAGUGGGAGAGCUAAUACUCUGAUUUAUUAACUGCAGUAGGGGCAAUGAAAAUAUUGACACACGUAACAAAUGAGCAGAGAAUUGCUUGCUGCUGUAGUUGGCCUGACAGAGGUGCGUGCUUCCCAUCUAAGAACGUGAUUAACGGUUGUCCGUGUCUCUUACAUGUAGCUGUACGCAGAGCAAGGGGUUGGUGGCUCUAACUGAAGAAACAGAGGGGAGCUUUCAGUUAAAUUAUGCUCUAAAAAUCUUAACCUCUUAAACACCUUCAACUUGAAAAGCACAUUCUGCCUGGCUGACGAAACAACUCCUUUUGGUCUCCCAUGCUGACUGGAUGGGUCAGAACGAGUUGAAGCUGCAUUUCUCACUCUCAAACUCGUUUUUUCCUUUUUGUUCUUCUUUAUGCUUUCCCUUCUCUCUUCCUCAGUUUUGUGUUAUGUUGUUGGAAGUGUUAGAAAUAUCCUGCUCCCUUUCAAGAUCAGAAGCAGCUUUUAGGAGUCCAUGGCACCAACUCUUGUGCUGUUAAAAUGCUUGGUCAAACAGGCUCUGAGAAAUAAAGGUUAAGGAAAGAGGGAGCAAUUUUUCUGCAUCCCUUCAAAUGUGGGAAUCCCCCUUCACCACUUGCUUUCCAGCUGUUGCUGUUGUAAAUCUUCUGUUUGACUUUACUCCAAAUGGGGGGAAAUUAAAUCAUUUUUACACGUUCUCGAAAAUUUCAGUUUAUCCUGAGCUGCUGCAUUUUGUAGCUCGUUGCAAAUUUGAAGUGUUAUUUUCCUCCUGACAGUCCCCUAGGCACAGCUUCUAGAUUGUCAGACAUUGACUCGUUACAGAAUGUAAAGCCAACCCACUCCAAACCAUGCAGGUGUGUUGUGAGGCAUGUGAACUUUUGGGUGCUCCAACUGUCCAGUAGGUUUUGUGAGAUCUCACUACAGCCUUGUUCGGAUAUUUGUUUCUCCUCCUUCUGCACGUAGAAAGCUGUUAGAAAGCUGUUAACGCAGUUAGAGCCCAACAGCUGUCAUGUAUGGCUAUUAUGCCUCGGUAUAGUGUAGUUGAUAUCAUGUCAUAUUUCAUUUUUGUUAUUUUGAAUAACAAAGGAUAGUCUGUAAAUGGUUUUUAAGUUACUCUCGUCUGUUUACUGUGUUUCUUCCCUAACUCGUGUGCUUAGUUGAGCCGUGUAGAGUUUUUGUUUUAAUGGUUCUUCCUGUUUGUCGGUCUGUCACAGCGUUCAUUUUCUCUUUCUGUCUCUCUUUCUCUCUCUCAUUGAGAGGCAUUGAAUUACGUUUUCAGUAGUAAGGCUUCUUGCCGAUAUGAAGGGAACUUUUCAGAAAGAGACCUGCUCUGGGUCAUUUAAUUUUGAAUACAGUUUUCAAUCGUUCAAGUUUUGGAUGGUUUAUAUCUAAUGUGUGUUUCAUUUUUUUGGAAAGCUAUAUUUUGUAUUUAGGAAAUGGUAUACUAUUUUGCUAUUUGUACUGAGUGAGUACAUUGGCAUAAAUAUAAAAAUUUAUAUAUAUACAUAUAUAUAAAAUAUUCUUUUUGCCACACAUUUUUGUGGUAAAUUUGUGAGUUUGUCUGAUGUUCUACCACAACGUGGCGUCUGAUAACAGUGGGUGGGGUGGGGUUUGUUAUGUCUUUAUUGAGUAUUUAAGUCCUUUUUGCAGCAUAAAUGACUUGUUCAUCUCUCGCCAUUCCAUCAGGCAGUGGUUUGUUCCAGCUGGCCAUGAGAAGCUUCACCGCGCGGUGCUGUCUGCCGCUCAGCAGUUCAGUGUAGUGCAGAGCCCCGUAGCAGUUAGGCGCGGAGCGGAGGACGGGGUUUCGUUCAGAAUGAGCCAUUCAGCUUUUAUCCUCUAUCAUUGUCUAUUUAAUAUUUUAUUAUUAGUGCCUCUAUGUUUUAACUUUUAAUUUAUGAUUAUGCUAAAAUGUUUAAAAUUUUAAUCACGAUAAAAAGAAUUCCCUGCUUCGUACUGCCCAGAGCUGCUUUGUAACCCUGAACCAUACUUUUUCUUCCUGUGAUUUAUAUAUAUAUAUUUUUCUGCUAAGAGCAAAUAUUAAUAAAACCCUGUUAUGGUUCAUGACACGAAAAUAGCAACCUCGCAGGACUAAAUGCUAGUUGAGGAUGCGUAGAAGACUGAGAAUUGUGGACCGAAACAGCUUCCAGAUGGCUGUGAAAGUCGAUAGCCAGUUACCUACAGAUGAGCUGGUGGCUUUGCAGGAUCCCAGUCCCAGGACAAACUGUCGGGUGUCAUCUGGGGCCUUCAUACACAGAAGAAGUAAUAGGAAUGACACGUUCACCUGUAUGCUGCUUCAGUUUGUUCCGUUGUUCUGAAGGUGUGUCCUUUUGCUGAAGUGUUGUUGGUCAGUGCCAAGUCACCAGGGACCAAUUUUCCAAUUCAGAAGUUGGGUGUCCAAAAGAGAACUUUAUACCAAGACUGCUACAGCUCCAGGGAAGGGUGUGUUUGAACGGUGUGCGUGUGUUAGGUGGCUUAUUUAAAAAGAAAAAAGAAAAAGAGGAAAAAAAAAAAAAAAAGGGCUGUGCUAUCACAUUUUUCACUUUUGGAUAACACCUUUCAUUUAUUGUGUUGAAAUUUAUCUCGUUUCAUUUUAGGUCAAUGUUUAAAUGUACAACACUUUGGACACGUGAUUUGGUUACAAAAGCUAUUUGUCUUAUGAAGGAAAAGAUUGCUCAGUGGUUGAUUAGUGCUGGAAAUGCUGCUUGCAAGCAGCUGUAACGAGGGCUUUGAUAAGCCAACAACGAGCGUAAGGGCAGCCUGCAGGAUUUCAUGGCAGAAAGAGACAAGAGCAGCAUCAGCUGCAUCGGUUUGCUAUCAGAGUCCUGAGCAUUCGUGACAACCAGUUGAUGCUGAUAAUUGGAGCUUAUUCUGUGUUUUUAACCUCUUUGUUCACUCCUCUGCACGUUGAUGCUGGUGUGCCUGUUGGACGGAGGGCGGGUGGACGCUGGCUGGCAUGGAGCUGAGAAGUGGUAUCACAUCCAAUCCUUUUUGCUGCAGAAAGUUGGGAGAUACUGAGACAUUUAAUCUGAACAUUUGAAGUUCCUAGCAUUAUUGUAAAAAAAAAAAACAAAACAACAACCCACUAUCACACACAAGGCAGCAGUUAAAUGCGAGAAAUGUUACUAGGUGGAAAGUGAAAAAACAGAGCUGUUUCUCUGAUGGGUUUUCUGUGUUUGUUUGCUGCUUGAGCUCUCUCUGAAGCCAUCUGAGCCUCCGUCCUAAACGUGGGCUGUUCCUCCAGUUGUAGAUGCUCUGCUGUCUGCCCAGUGCCUAUGUACCUGAUGGUUGAUGGAACAGAGAUUUAUUGGCACAGAUAAAAAGCUACAGAGGUGUAUCUGCUAACCACCAGCCUUGGGUUCAUGUCUGCCUGCACCUUGUUUGACAAGUAAAAAGAAACAGCAAACAAAACGUUGUAUGAAUAGCAUAAUACACAAAGUAAUGAGCUAACAUCUCCUGGCAGGAAGUUAUUGGUGCUUUGUGCUCCAUCAGCAACUCCACCUUUUUUUAAUUAAAAUUGCUCCUUUGCUGCUUACUCUUCCAGCAGCUUAUGAAGCCCAGUGCUUUGAUAUUUAACAUCAGAAUAGCUCAAGAAACAAUUCCAACCUUACAGCUUCCAAGUAGAGGUUUAAUCACCAGCUGUUCCAUUAUGUGUGUGUACAUAUGUAUGUAUAUUACUUUUUUAAAUCAUGGAGAGUAAUUCAGUUUUAAGAUAGAAUGAAACAUCAAUAAACUUCUGUAAAUUGAGCAGGCUUUCUUUAAUCUGGAAACAUUGAGCACCUGGCAGCUGCACUGACGGGUUUUGCCCUGGUUCAGGUAAUGGGAUCAGAAGGAAAGAUUGGUAGAAUUGAUGGUGUAGUUUCUAGAAUUAAACUCAUCUGAACAGUUCUUCGUUCAUGUCUAGAGUCUUCAGAAAGAAUACCAAACAAGUGGGAAACUUGUGUUUGACUUGAAGGAAAUUUGAAAUCGCAGGUUGAGUGGGAUUUUGGCUUAUUUCAAAUCAAAAUCAGAAGCUUUUAUCGGACUAAAGCUAAGCACAGCUCCUGCCCAACGCGUGUGCAGGCGUGCAGCGCGCGUUCAGUAAGAGUUGGUGAGGACUUUCCUGCCUGUUUUUCAGUCUCACGUCUCCGUGUGAUGUUGGUUUAUUUUUUCAGAGUUAUUACAGGAGAGCAGUGCUAAGGAUUGCAGGCCUACCUGAGCGAUGGAAGCGAGAGGGAGGAGAAGGAACUGCUUUGCAUGCGCUCAACCGUGAGUUGGAGGUGGAAGGUGUUCAUUUGUUUCGGGGGCUGUCUCUAAUUUGGAGUAGUCUUUUGGGAUAGAUUGAGAGAGCUUCAUCUUCCCAUUCGGGUGGAUUCUGCUGGCUGUGUGUGGCAGCAGCCAGCUGAGGGGUUACACAGGAGAGGAGAGGCCUUUCCUUUCGUACAGUCAGUGUAGGUGUGUAAAUAGGCAAUGCCUGUAUAUUGGGGAUUGUAUAUAUGUAUAUAGAGGAGUCGUAUAUCUAUUAUAAAUAGUCAGUAGACACGUGUAGAGUACUGCUGUAUUUACAUUUUUAUUACCUUGAAUUAUAUCCAUUUUUUCGUAUUUCUGAGGUUUUGCAGCAGCUCCUUGGUAGCUGCAGGACACCUUUCAGUACUGUACGUGUGGCACUGUUGGUAGCGUUGCUUUAGAAGCCGUCUCUGCUUCUGAAGGUCACUCAUGUCCGUGGGGUUAAAGUGGCUGUUGAAGUCAGCUAUACAGUUUUGUAUUUUUGUAUAUUUUUAUUAAUAGUUGCAAAUGCGGUGUGAACCGACAGCAGUGCCGGGUCAGCCCGCACCCACGUGUCCUCUGAGCGCUCUCCUAGAGCAGCACUGCUUCCUGCCUGCGCCUCCGAGCAGCUCCUGCAGGCACGGAGCGGUGGUGUUGUGCUCAGCUGAGCUGACACCAGCAGUGCUCUUACCGUGGGCUUACGGAUCUUUGCCUAGCAAGGGAUGUUGGCGGCUGCUCAGCGUGGGCUGCAGUUGGGUGAUGAUGCUGAGGCUUAGUCUGUAGGCAUUCCUCUUCUCUUUGCCCCGAUGCUUGCAUGCAAGGGGAGCAUCUCUCAAUUUGUUUUUAUUUUUGAAGUAGUUGCUAUCUGGAGCACUGUCUCAUAGGAGCCUUGUGAAAGCUCUCCCCAGUUCCGCCCUAUGGGAAACACUGUCCCAACCCACACCAGUUUCCUGCAGGUUGUCUGAGGAGUUGAGCUCCCUAAAAGGAAACCCAGAUUGUAAGCUCAGCAGCGUGUGCUUUGUCCACCAUGACUCCUCAGGCCAAAUCUGAUCGACCCCACUUCAGUUUGGCAUGAAGCUGAUCUGUAGAUAUUGUUGUCCUGGUGCAGGUGUUGUCAAAGCAUCUCUGCUAAACUGAAGGUAGCGUCCUCGUUUCUUUUCUCUGAGAUGAUUUCCACCGCUUCUGGAGAUGGAGAUCUGUAGCUUUUGCUAUCACAAUUGAUGAAAUUGCUCAUAACAUAUCAGUGUGCUGGGACGAGGUGAGGAACAAGAGGAUUUCACUGCCUCUUGAGGGAUACUCACCGAAAUUCUUUGCAAGUGCUCAGUUUAGCCUCCAAAAUUUCAGCACCUAGCCCACUGAAGGCUUUGUGUGUGUUAGUUGUAAUUCAGGUGAGGAAAGGGUCCUGUGUUCAGACGAUGAAAAUUGCCUUAUCUUCCCUUAGUCUGCAAAGCUGCCCCCUGUAAGCUGGUGAGGAUCUGCCCCGUGCCCCUGGCCCAGGCUGCCAGGCAGCAUUGCUGUGCCCUGCAGCCCCCAGGCACUGCCUCCCCCCAGGAAUCAUAGAACUGGAGGCAAGUUCCAGUGUCCCGCAUAAAAGCCCACAGCAUUGCUGAAGCUUUUUAAUUUUGAACGCUGUUUGAAAUGAGACAACUCCGCAUUUUUACUGGAGCUCAUUGAUGAUGAGUGAGCUCCGCAGUCAUUCAGAUCAGAGCAUUCUACCUCUGUUAACACCCGCGUCUGUCUUGUGGCGCGCCGCCUUUUCUGCCAUGUUGUCCUGCAGUGCACUGAUCAACCGCUGAGCUGCCUUUUCCCUUGUCCUGCAGUGUGAAAGUAGCACCAGAUAUUCCCUGUGCAUUUCUGUGUAUAUGGCUUUCGUAGAUGGGAUUUUCAAAGCACUGAUCCCCAGUGCUUUCGGUUUGUUCUAUGAGGGGGAUAUUUCAUUUGCAUCUAUGUUUUUAGCUAUCCUGUGAUAACAUGUUGAAUAUUAAAAAAUAAAAAUAUUUUGCUUCUAUUGGGACAUUUGUAUACUCGCAACUAUAUUUCUGUAAACAGCUGCAGUCAAGAAUAAAACAAUGAAAGUUUUCA
Molecule: messenger RNA, 11427 nt
Organism: Tympanuchus pallidicinctus (lesser prairie-chicken)
Lineage: Eukaryota; Metazoa; Chordata; Aves; Galliformes; Phasianidae
Gene: NFAT5
Product: nuclear factor of activated T cells 5
Exons: 15
Coding region: 295-4602 (1435 amino acids)
Biological process (GO): calcineurin-NFAT signaling cascade; cytokine production; regulation of transcription by RNA polymerase II
Cellular component (GO): transcription regulator complex
Molecular function (GO): transcription factor binding; DNA-binding transcription factor activity, RNA polymerase II-specific; RNA polymerase II cis-regulatory region sequence-specific DNA binding
Source: RefSeq, a predicted model, not a curated record